CCACUCUUUUCCCUCAACAAUUUAACCAUUCUUCUCGAUUUCUCCUCUUCAAAUUGAAUCAAAUUCCUCGCCGGAAUCCUCCCCCAUUAUCAUGAGCUACUACGACCACCAACAGCCGCCGGUUGGGGCUCCGCCGCCACAAGGCUUCCCUCCCAAGGACGCUUACCCUCCCCCUGGGUACCCCGUUCAGGGCUACCCUACGGCUCAAGGGUACCCCCCUCCUCCGCCGCCCCCGGUGUAUGCCCCACAGUACGCUCCGACUACUCAGCAGCCUCCUCCCAAGGACAAAACUGGUUGCCUUGAAGGAUGUUUAGCAGCACUUUGCUGUUGCUGUCUCUUGGAUGCUUGCUUCUGAUAAAGAUGGAUGGAUGGAUGAUCUUAAGCACUCAACUUAUUAUUCUAAUUUCAUUGCAUUGUAGUAUCACCAUCAUCUAAUCUUCCUUUAAUGAAAAAUCUUUUUAUCACAAUCA
Cucurbita pepo subsp. pepo (vegetable marrow) is the source of this 470-nucleotide messenger RNA. RefSeq lists its product as uncharacterized. The record is from RefSeq and is a predicted model, not a curated record. NCBI's taxonomy places the organism in Eukaryota, Viridiplantae, Streptophyta, Magnoliopsida, Cucurbitales, Cucurbitaceae.